AUGGCAAGGGGUAUGACAGGAGUCCAGUCUCACACGCAAUAUGAGGAGACCAUCUCCUUUCCAGUUUUGACCUAUACCGAUGCGUUGCCGCGGAACGACCUUCAAUCUCUUGAGGCCUCACAGCGUCCAAUUCAGCCAAUGAUUGAAAAGUGGGAUUUCAGUCAGCCCUCUACGGGAGAUGGCUGGUUCAGAAAGCCACCCCCGGGCCAAGGCGCAACCUUCGACUUUCGCCUAACAGCGCCACCAGAUGAAGCCAUUCAAUCUACUCGAUCAGGUCGUACCCAGACUGAGCAACACAUGAUUGGCAUUGCGCUGGGCAGUCCCGGCAUGUUGAACAAAGACGAGGCUCUACCGCCCCCAAGAUUUGAUACAUCUAUAUUUGCAGAAAGAGAUUCAGCCAAUAAGCCCAGCAAGUGGAAGAAGAUUGGUGGGUUCUUCAAGGCAAAGAAUGCGUUUACAUCGCCCCCAGAAGCCCCACAAGAGAGCACCUUCAAGCCACAAAUCAACAAUGAUAAACUACCAGAGAAACCACACAAAGCAAGACUGAGAAAGAACUCGACAGAGGAAUGGCCGAAGCUUGAGGUCGAUCCCAGGCAGAUGCCUAUGCCUGGUCGAAGCGAUCAACGUCCACUGCGAAGUAGGAACUUCUCACUCAGCAACAAGGCACCCAAGGAGGAACCAAGUACCCGGGGCCUCUUAUUGAGUGUCGACAUCCCAGAUAUUCAGAUGGAGCGGUACAGUGUCAUGUUCAGCAAUGUCGUCAACAAGAACCAAAAACCCUCACUGCUGGCCAGGAGGGCCAAGACAUUGGAUAAUCUUCGCGUACCAGAUGCAAAUGGUUUCCUGAAAUCACCUGCACCACCCCCAAUGCCCCAACGCCGGGCAACAUCACCAGCGCGAUCAAGCUUCACCUUGUUCCCAUCUUCGCAGCCUUCAAAAGGGGCCCAGGUACUCGGCACACAGAAUUUCUCUCGUGGACCGAGCCCACUUAUUAGAGCAAAUACACUCCCUAUCGAAAGUCCAUCGAAGAUGCCUCCGCCAAAGCUCCAUCAUGGUUCAAAUAUGGGCAGCAUCUCAUCAUUCGAGUCGCCCGUAAUUCCAAAGCUUUUCUCUGAGCGCUCCAAUACCCCACGGUCCUCUAGUAGCUAUGACAAGCCUCUUCCUGCUAUCAAGCCGGAGCCACAGACUACCCAAUUACAGAAGAGUGCUCAGCCAGAAAGGAAAAGCCCAUCCCCGCAGAAGACUCGGCCACAACAGAGCGUCCAAUCGCACAAUACUGUUGCAACAAAACCGGUUCAGCCCUGGGUCAAUCCACGGCAGAGAAAGGAUUCGCUGCCGCGAGCCAUAGAGAAACAGCCCCAGGCUACUUCACCACAAAGCAAGACACAACAUCAGCCCAAUACGACAUCGAACCACCACAGGACUAACGAUUCAGUGCGACCGCGCCUCAGAGUCCAAACUGAAGGCCGACCACCACCACCCGCAAAGGACACACUCUCUAGCAGUACAUCUCGAAGCCCUCCUUCAGCAUUAAACCCGACCCAGACCAAGAUCGACCGAAUCAUGUCCCCAUUAUCAGCAUCAACUGGUCCUAAAUCCGGCGUAUCACCAUCAGAGUCCACGCGGAUGCCAUUCACUGAUCCAGUUGAGACCAUUGGUACCGUUGAAAAGGAGCCUGCACCCGAGCCUCGACGUCCUAUCCCAAAGAUUGAGGUCUCCAUAGCACGCUCUGUCUCUGUCUCGCGGGCGAAGCGCCAGGUUCUGGUUCCCAUUGGCAUGAGGAUCAAUGACUUAGACCCGGAGGAGCGGGUUGUCCACCGAAGACCUCUGACGCCGCAGAUUACCGAUGCUCACCGGGGCCAUCGGCCUGGUGUCUCGCAGGAGUUGCGGAUAGAAUGUCUGUGA
This is a messenger RNA of Penicillium concentricum, 1905 nucleotides long. RefSeq lists its product as uncharacterized. The coding region runs from base 1 to 1905 and encodes 634 amino acids. The transcript is spliced from 2 exons. Lineage: Eukaryota; Fungi; Ascomycota; Eurotiomycetes; Eurotiales; Aspergillaceae. The record is from RefSeq and is a predicted model, not a curated record.